AUGAUAAAGUUGGAAGCUUGGAAGAAAUUCGCGGCAGAAUUGACACGAAUAAUUCAGUCAAUAAUCGAAUUUGCUAAAAUGAUUGAUGGAUUUAUGCAACUUAGCCAAGAAGAACAAAUAGCCCUGUUGAAAGGAUGCGUAUUUGAAUUGGCAGCAAUAGUGGUUUCAAGGCAUUAUAGUGCCGAAAGUACCUCGCUUAUCAUCAAUCGAGAAGUUGUUCCUGCUUCAGUUUUUCGACCUUCUGGUCAAAUCGAGUUGAACUUUUUUUUAGGGAUGCAUAGUUGCAUUCAUGAAUUAUCACAGUUACGGUUAACAAACGCAGAAAUGGGUUUGUUAUCCGCUUGGAUAUUAUUAGAUCGAUCUUCACUUGGACAAUAUGUCAUUGAACAGUUCAGAAAUUGCUUACAACAGCAAAUGGCUACAAAAAUAGCUGAUGUUGGCCCUUUGAUGGAAAAGUUAUGUGAAGUGAUUCAACGUUUACGUGGACAUGCGCAAGAGCAUAUUCGCUUAUUAGGAGAAUUAUUCAACUCAUAUCCACAAGCAACUGAGAAAGGUGCGCUUCCGGACCUAUAUAAAGAGCUAUUUUCACCACCUUUAUCAUAA
This is a messenger RNA of Thelazia callipaeda (thelaziosis nematode), 603 nucleotides long. The record is from the annotation of a GenBank genome assembly. Lineage: Eukaryota; Metazoa; Nematoda; Chromadorea; Rhabditida; Thelaziidae.